CGUCGGUCAGACACUUGACGAGCUCAGUGAGUGAGGGCACAUGUUCAAGAGCGGACAAGACUCGUGGAUUUCCCACGCAAAACGCACCCGCUGAGAGGCAGCAAAGACAAGACACCUCCUGCUGAGAUUGAUAACAUUAUGGAAUCAUGAUAUCGACAGUGGACGAAGAAGAGUUAGAUGAGGCUGAGCAGCAUGAUGCCACUGACACCACCUGGAGCUGGACCCGCCAGACCAUGAACUACGUGGGCCAGUUGGCGGGCCAGGUGUUCGUCCAGGUCAAAGAGCUGUACCGAGGCCUCAAUCCCGCCACCCUGUCCGGAUGCAUCGACGUCAUCGUGGUGCGUCAGCCCGAUGGCACCCUGCAGUGCUCGCCUUUCCACGUUCGCUUCGGCAAGAUGGGCGUCCUCCGGUCCCGGGAGAAAGUGGUGGACAUGGAAAUCAACGGGGAACCCGUGGAUCUGCACAUGAAGCUCGGAGACAAGGGAGAGGCGUUCUUUGUGCAAGAAACUGAAAAUGAUCAGGAAGUGGUCCCGUCCUACCUGGCCACCUCUCCCAUCUUGUCAGACGGAGGCGCUCUGAUGAGCUCGUCCGUGAUGGGGAAGAGCUCCGGGUCCAACGUACAGACCCUGGGCUCCAUGGGGAGCAGCGGAGACAACGGCGGAGGGCUGAUGAAGAAGAGGAGGAAGAGGAGGAGGAAGGCCCGGACGGACAGCGUGAGGCGGGAGGAGAGCGGAGACUACUCGGCGGACGAGGACAUGUUCACCAUAGACAUCAGCUCGGACGACGGGGGGGAGAUGGAGAGCAGUAGGCCGAACGCAACAGGUUCAGGCACGAUCUGUGGUUCUGUCGGUCGUGAAAGUCGUUACAGAAAAUGGGUGGAGAGUCAAAGGUCUCGAGACGUCCUGAGAGACGAGGCCGCGGUCGGGCCAGCCGGCGGUUCCUUCAAGCAGACCGGCAUCUACACGCUUUCCGACGGAGAGUGGAGCCCCAUCCAAAGCCCUGGGAACUCUCGGCCUACCUCUCCCAAGAGUGACUCUGAGAUAAUCACCAAGUCGUCAGACAAUCAGAAUCCAGCCAUGCUCUGGGCGUGGGGGGAGCUGCCACAAGCUGCCACGCCAUCCUUCCUCCAGCUGAAGCCCGACCCUCCGCCCGUCCACCCCGUGUCCAUCCCCGUGUCUGAGAGCACGCACUUCCGCGUGAUCUCUCACGAGGCGUCUUCGGAGCAGCGCGGACCCUGCCCGGAAGUGGCCGCUCUCCGGCUGCUGAUGCCGGAGGAGGCGGCCGACGGGCAGAGAGCUGUCGUCAGCGUCGGGAUGGGGUCCGCGGGGAUGGAGUCGCAGGCCGCGGCGAACUCAACCGAAGGAGCGGCGGCUCGCAUGGUGACCGACAUGGAGGAGGCGAUGCCUCGACCGCCGGGAAAGACAGACUCUCCAUCUAAGAAAAAAGACAAAAGAAGCCGCCAUCUUGGCUCUGAUGGAAUUUACCUGGACGACAUCACGGAGCUGGAACCUGAAGUGGCAGCCCUUUAUUUCCCUAAGAGCGAGAGCAGCGCAACGGUGAGGAGCAUCUCUGACCCGGGCCUCCACAGCGCCAGCCUGUCCCCGCAGUCGGUGGGCUCCGGUGGAGACAGCGGAGUGGACAGCUACUACUGCGACCACAUGUCCGACCUGCCCAAUAUCGCCAUCUCUCUGUGUGGAGGACUCACCGACAACAGGGAGAUCACUAAAGAGCAGUUUCAGGAGAAGAUCAUCUCCUAUCAGCAGUUCACAGAGAACCCGUCCAUCAUCGAUGACCCCAACUUAGUUGUGAAAAUUGGCUCAAAGUACUAUAAUUGGAGCACUGCCGCCCCACUUGUGCUGGCUAUGCAGGCCUUCCAGAAACCUCUGCCAAAGGCUGCAGUGGAGAGCAUCAUGAAGGAGAAGAUGCCCAAAAAAGGAGGGAGGUGGUGGUUCUCCUGGAGAGGCAGAAGUAACAGCAUCAAAUCGGAUUCGGUCUCCGAGCGCGGGGCUUGUGGUUCUCCUGAGGAGCUUGGGAACAUGUCGGACAGGCAUAAAGAAGAGUCAUCCUCCAGCGACGAGGACCACCGAGCAGCCAAGCAGAGCUCUCAGGCCAACCAACCAGAGCCCGGGGUCCCAUCAGGGGGCGUGUCUUAUAAGAAAACGCUGCGACUCACAUCGGAGCAGCUGCUGUCUCUACAGCUGCAGGAAGGUCCUAACGAUGUCGUGUUCAGCGUGACCACUCAGUACCAGGGAACCUGCCGCUGCCAGGGCACCAUCUACCUCUGGAACUGGGACGACAACAUAAUUAUCUCCGACAUAGACGGAACCAUUACCAGGUCAGACACGUUGGGUCACAUCUUGCCCACGCUUGGGAAAGACUGGACGCACCAGGGAAUUGCACACCUCUACCACAAAGUCAGCCAAAACGGCUACAAGUUCCUGUACUGUUCAGCUCGAGCCAUCGGCAUGGCUGACAUGACGAGAGGCUACCUCCACUGGGUCAAUGAGAGAGGCACCAUGCUUCCUAUGGGCCCCGUCCUCCUGAGCCCCAGCAGCCUCUUUUCAGCUCUGCACAGGGAGGUGAUCGAAAAGAAGCCAGAGAAGUUCAAGGUGGAGUGCCUUAAUGACAUCAAGAACCUCUUCUACCCCAACCCACAGCCUUUCUACGCAGCCUUUGGCAACAGACCAACGGAUGUAUUUUCUUAUAAAGAAGUGGGCGUGCCUCUAAACAGGAUCUUUACAGUAAACCCUAAAGGCGAGCUGGUGCAAGAACACGCCAAGACCAACAUCUCAUCCUACGUGCGUCUUGGCGAGGUGGUGGACCACGUGUUUCCUCCGAAGAUGAGGGCCUCCUCCUCCGACUUCCCCUGCUCGGACACGUACAGCCACUUCACCUACUGGAGGGAGCAGCUCCCCCUGGUGGACCACCAGGGAACUACGCCCCCGCAGACUCCCAGCUCCAGCAGUGAUACGCUGCCCGCUGAGCUCCAGAGCACUGACUGAAUGAGAGGGUAGCGGAGAUUCAGAGAGUGGUGGUUACAUGCGCGUGAUAUAUUAACGUAGAAGACGAAGCACUGUUUUCUUUUUGUUUGUUUGUUUGUUUAUUUAGUGCACAGCAAAACCUGCUGUGAUUAUAGUCUUAAUGCAAAAUAGGGAUGUAAGUGCACUUUUAUCAAGAGACUAUCUCCGCGGUUGUCUGAUUAUAUGUAUGUAUAUGAGUAAUUUAUUCCGGCAGCUUAGCACAGACGUCAUUUUGGAUGGAAUGUUGACAUUAUCUCAGUAAGAAGACAAGUGUGGUGUGUAUUUAAAACAAAAAACCUCUGUUCAACAGUGCUCAAAAACAAAAAAAAAAAAAAACGAGGUGCCAAAUAGUCAGUUUGCAAUCAAUCAGCAUGGAAACGUAGCACUACAUAUGCAGACGGUGUCCUUAUAUAGCAGUAUAUGUGUGCGUUUAUGAUGAUUCUGUUUGAAAGAAGUCAGUAUUAAUUAUCAAAAUGUAUUACAGAGCACAGUGAGGGAGUGAAUGAAUGAAUGAGUUAGCAGCUGUGUAGCGUCAUCAACCAACCAAGGUACACUAUGACUUCCAUUUGAAAUGAAUAUUCAGAGCAAUACAGAGAACAGAAAAGCACAACCUUUCUAAUUCCUCUGAAGACUGUUAUGUGUGAUAUGAAAUAUUGAUUUAUUUUUCUAUCCGAGCCUCAGCAGUGUGCGAGAGGUGGUGGGCUUCGUGAAGCGUCCUUUAAUUUAUCCAUUCAGUUGCAGCGCACAUAAACGCACGUUGACUGUCCCGUUGACAUGUGACACUCACCGUGUCACUUGUCAGACUAUCCACGGCUUGAAAGAAUGUUUGGCCUUUUUGAAGUAGCAAACAUCUGGCGACUCAUCUUGAUUUCUUCUUAUACAGACAACAUGAGGUCAUACACGGUAUAUGAGCAGGGACUGCCACCAUGGCAGCCCGCCUUAAGUUACAGUUUGUUAUCAAAAGUAUCAUGAAAGUAAGCCUUCAGUUUAGCUUAUGAAAGAGGAUGUAUAUAUAUAUAUGAUGCUGUGACAGUGCUGUUAUUCUUUCUAUGAAAGAGCUGAAAUAGUUUUAUUUUUGCCUUACUUGUGAUCAGUAGUUUUAUUUGACCAGUUCAUUGUGAAAUUGGUGUAAAUCGAAUCAUUAAAAAUACGUUGGUACAUCA
Mugil cephalus (flathead mullet) is the source of this 4183-nucleotide messenger RNA. RefSeq names its product lipin 1b (gene lpin1b). The coding region runs from base 147 to 3002 and encodes 951 amino acids. Gene Ontology annotation, biological process: triglyceride biosynthetic process; cellular response to insulin stimulus; fatty acid catabolic process. The record is from RefSeq and is a predicted model, not a curated record. NCBI's taxonomy places the organism in Eukaryota, Metazoa, Chordata, Actinopteri, Mugiliformes, Mugilidae. Gene Ontology annotation, cellular component: mitochondrial outer membrane; nucleus. Gene Ontology annotation, molecular function: phosphatidate phosphatase activity; transcription coactivator activity. The transcript is spliced from 21 exons.